This is a messenger RNA of Brenthis ino (lesser marbled fritillary), 471 nucleotides long. Lineage: Eukaryota; Metazoa; Arthropoda; Insecta; Lepidoptera; Nymphalidae. The record is from the annotation of a GenBank genome assembly.
AUGUCCGAACCUUCAGUAUCAACUAUGUACAAAGAGUCCGGGAUAAAGGUUUUAAUAGUAAAGCGCAGUUCCAUAAAGGGACAAAUUACUAAAUUCAAAAAUUAUUUAGACAAGAUUACAAGGCAAUCUCAAUUGACGGGUAUCGAAGUGGCUGAGCUUUCACUGAAGGUCAGUCGCUUUGAGAGUCUGUCCGCUAAAUAUGAUGAGCUGCAAACUCAAAUUGAAUUAAUAAAUGCUGAUACUUUAGACGAAGAGCUCGAUGAACGUGAACGCAUUGAGCAAGAUAUCAUAUUAUGUACCGCGAUGGCAAAAAAUAUUAUUGAAGAACAAAAUGAAUUAAAGAAUUUAGAACAGGAUAAGAGACGCCUAUAUCAGAUCAUAUCAGCAGUACAGAAGAUGUACGGCGACGACCCCAAGUUAUUGGGAAAUGGGCAGGGAGAAGAAGAAGAAGAAGAAGAAGAUCCUAUAACA